UGAGUGAGAGAGAGAGAGUGUGAUUUUCUUCUUCGUAUUUAUUUAAGGUGGAAUUGAGGAUGUAACUUCCUUCCAAAGUGUCAGGUGUGACGUCAGCGCAGUCACAGUGAGGCUGAUGCAGUAUUUCGGUAUUUUGAUGUAUUUUCUGACUAUGUCCAACACGUCCGUCCUCUCAGCUGUGAGCUUUAAUGUUUAUAAAAGUAUUUUUCUUGUUUUAGUAGAAAUCAACAACCUCGGGUCUGAUUGGUCAAAUUCCAUAUAAGGAACUUCCUGUUGGCAGCUCAGACAUCAUCGUGAGACCCGCAUGACUCCACGCGUGUCCAUCUGGUAAACAUGGAUUUGUUUACUGCGGCAUCAUGUGAUCCUGAUCAACACGCGCGAGCACACACACACACACUCACACACUCAGUACAAGCAGCAAAGUAUACUUACACAACCAAAAGUAUAAGUAUUCAUGUUCGAUAUUAUUGUGUUAUGAUUAUCACUUUAUGUCACAUCCUGUUGGCUUGUUGAUUGGUUUCCCCUGAGGAUCAAUAAAGUUUAAUCACAAUCGAUGAUCAAUCGCCAUUCGACUGCUUAUUACUCCGUGUUGUUCCCCGCUCCUUCCGGCAGGGGGCGUAGUGACGUCAUGAAUGUCACGAGAGAAGAAGUCACGUCAGUCAGCAAAAAGACGUCAAAUGAAACCAGAAUCUCAGUGAACCUCCGGAGCGCAGGGCGGGGCGACGCCGCGCAGCAGCAGCAGCAGCAGCAGCAGCUUCAUCACCGACGCCGACCUCCUGCUCGUCUCCAGGCCGCGGCAUGGACGCCGGGGCCAGGCCCGUUUCCUCCGAACACAGCUGGUCCGGUUCGAGCGGUGGUCCACUCUGAGGAUUCGGACGACGAAGAUGAAGGUGUGGAGCUAGAGCUGCGCAGCGGAAACAAACCGUAGACCGAACCCGUCCGCGGAGCGUCGCGCUCCGAUGCAGCAGAGAAGUCGCCAUUGUUUGGAUGCGCAGCAGACUGGGAGCAGAAAGCCGGACUGUGGACGGACUGUUUGACACACACACGACAUGCUGUCGGUGCUUCUCCUCGCGCUGGGCCUGCUCAGCUCCGGCCAGAGCGUCUCGGCGUUCCAGGUGUCCGUAAACGAUGGCGGUCUGAUUGUGGCCACGCUGGAGCGCUCAGACCUGCAGGAGAACGUCACGGCGUACGCAGCUCAGUUCUCCGGAGAGCCUCAGCCGAUCCUGCUUCGGUUUGUCAACAGCAGCGAGCCUCUGCUGUUCAACACGUCGUUUCACGGUCUCUGCUACACUGUGGGACUGCUGGUCAAACUGGGACAGAGCUGGUCCCGGCCCAUCAAGACCACGUCUGUGCUCACAAAACCUCUUCCUGUCCACACGGCUCACAUAUCAGACUAUCAGGACUCUCCGGAGACCGGCGUGGUGUUUGAGAUCGAGCCUCCAGCUGGAAACGUCUUCAGCAGAGUCAACAUCAGCUACACGGAAGGACAAGAGCGACGCUCGAUGCUCUACAAAGAUUUCUACAAGGGGAAGACGGUGUUCAAGCACUGGUUACCGGGGACGUGUUACCGCAACAUCACCUUCCAGCUCAUCUCCGAGGCCACAGCCUACCAGACUGCACUGGUUUCACACAGCGACGUCACACACACUCCUCUGCACCACAGGACAGUCCCCUACCCCCCCCUCAACAUUUCCCAUAAGAUUGUCCACCUGAGCCAGAGGACGCUGCCAGGUGAAGCGUCCAGCGUCGUCGCUCCUGAGGGGCCCGAGGACAGCGGGCAAGCCUCCCGUCGCGCCCGGGACGUCCCACUGAUGGAGGAGCAGGAGGAGGAGGGCACCUCUGAGGAGGCGAUGGGAGCGUCCACCCAGGUUCCCUUCAAUCCAACGCACAACCUGACCGGCACGGACGCUGCAGACACCAACCAGACGACUCAGAGCUACUGGCUGGACCCGAGCGACUCGUCUCCUGCGGACAGGGAGGACGAGUUCGUCAACGCCGUGGUGUCAGAGUACGAGGACUCCAACGACCCGGGAUCGGCCAUGGGCCUCCCCUCUGAAGCCUCCGUCCUGCCCACAAAACUGCCCCCCAUCCUGCUGGAGCUGCGCUGGCAGCCGCCCAGACCGCCCACCAGCUACGACGGCUUCAACAUCUACAUCUACAGAGACGGUAACUCGACAGAAACGGCCACCGUGGAUGAAAACACUCAUGAGUUCUUCACCGAGUUAACAGAACCGGGGACGUACCGAGUCCAGGUCACCACCCUGAGUUCAUCUGGGGACUGCAAGGCCCGUGAGAGCACCGCAGACACCGGCUUCACCUUCUACCUGAGUCCUGGUGGGGAGCUGCUGGAGGAGCUCCGAGAGCGUCCGCAGGCUGUCAGCGUCAGACUGCUGGACUCCAGCACGGCCGCCGUUUCCUGGGCUCCGUCCCCCGAGAACCACAACGGCAGCCUGGUGUCGGUGGUCUCUACGACCUGCCUCAGACCGAGCCUGAGCCAGAGGAUGGAGAACACGUUCUGCAGCGAGGAAAACUCGACGAGUGACAUCAUCACUAACCUGACUCCCGGCGCCCAGUACAGGGUGGUGGUCUAUCACACCAACGGACCCCUGAUCAGUCCUCCGUCUGAGCCGGUCCUCAUCGAGAUCGAGCCCACAGGUGUGCGGGAGCUUUCUGUUUACCCUCUGAGUCCGACAGCCAUCAUCCUGAGCUGGCAGCGUCCGUAUCACGUCGCCUUCAGGAAGUACGUCCUGCAGACCUUCUUCUUCAACCCCGUCACUCUGGCCUCGGAGUGGACCACCUACUACGAGAUCGCCGCCACCGCCUCCGUCAUUGGCUCAGUGAGAGUGACGGAUCUGCUGCCGGCUUGGUAUUAUAACUUCCGUGUGUCGAUGGUGACGUGGGGCGAGCCUCUGCUCAGCUGCUGCGACAGCUCCACCGUCAGCUUCGUCACAGCUCCUGAAGCUCCUCACAUCUCCUCUGUGGAUUAUUCUCACGGCGUCCUGUACGUUCGCUGGACGUACGGCGAGCUCUUCAUCGACCUGUCGCACUCCAGGAUGCUGCACUGGCAGGUGGUGGCCAUCAGCAAGAAAGGACCAGAGAGGAGCUACUCCAUCGACGUGACUCGGAACGUGAUGCGGGCCAGCCUCCCCCUGCCUCCAGGAGACAUCUACAACCUGACUGUGACGGCCUGCACCGAGCGCAGCAGGAACACCUCAGUGCCAAACAUCAUCAAGCUGGAGCCGGCUCCGCCCCGAUCCGUGUACGCCGUCAACGCCACUCACUCGUCGGUGACUCUGCUGUGGACCGAGGACGGAGUGGUCGACUACUACCAGGUCCUCUGCAAGCCCAGCAGACCCAGCAAGGAGCUGAAGGCCCGCGAGCCUCAGACGGCCAGCUCCCACGUGGUGACGGUGUCUGGGUUGAUGCCCUCAUCCACCUACAACUGCACCGUCACCAGCUUCAGCUACAGCACACCCAGCAAGCCCGCGCACAUCACCAUCAGCACCGCCGCUAAAGAGAUGAACCCCAGCGUAGCAGCCAUCUCGGCUCUGGCCGUCCUCAGCAUCCUGCUCAUCAGCCUGCUUGUUCUGUUUCUGCUCGUCCUCCGCAAGAAGCACCUGCAGAUGACCAGAGAGUGCGGCGCUGAGACGUUCGUCAAUUUCGCUUCCUUCGAACGAGAUGGAAAGCUUCCUUACAACUGGAGCAAGACAGCUUUAAAGAAGCGGAAGCUAACAAGUCCCGUGCAGCUGGACGACUUUGACGCGUACUUCAAAGAAAUGAGCAAAGACUCGGCCUACAAGUUCUCCCUGCAGUUUGAGGAGCUGAAGAGUGUUGGUCUGGAUCUUUCCCAUGAUGCAGCAGACCUGCCCAUCAACAGGCCGAAGAACAGAUACACCAACAUCCUCCCCUAUGACUUCAGUCGGGUGAAGUUGAUCUCGAUGCACAACGACGAAGGUUCAGACUACAUCAACGCCAACUACAUACCUGGCUACAAACACUCUAAAGAGUACAUCGCCACUCAGGGGCCGCUGCCUGAAACUCGCAACGACUUCUGGAAGAUGGUUCUGCAGCAGAAAUCUCCCAUCAUCGUCAUGCUCACACAGUGUAACGAACGACGGAGGGUAAAGUGUGAUCACUACUGGCCAUUCACAGAUAAACCUGUGAUGUACGGGGAGAUCAGCGUGGAGAUGCUCUCUGAAUCGGAGGCUCCAGAGUGGACCAUCAGGAAGUUCAGACUGGGAUAUGCUGAUGAGACACAGGAUGUCCUCCACCUGAACUACACCUCGUGGCCAGAUCACGGCGUCCCCACGGUCAACGCCAUCGAAAGCAUCCUGCAGUUCGUCCACAUCGUCCGUCAGCAGGCCAACAGGACCAAAGACCCCAUAAUAGUCCACUGCAGUGCUGGAGUCGGCAGGACGGGGACCUUCAUCGCUCUGGAUCGUCUCAUGCAGCACAUCAGAGAACACGAGUUCGCAGAUAUCCUGGGGAUGGUGUCUGAGAUGCGUUCACACCGUCUGUCCAUGGUCCAGACUGAGGAGCAGUACGUCUUCAUCCAUCAGUGCGUCCUGUUGAUGUGGCAGAAGAAGAAGCAGCAGUCCAUCGCCUCUGAUGUCAUCUAUGAGAACGCCAGCAAGACAUAAUGAUGGAGGCUCCUCCAGACGUUGCGAACACACCCAAUCUCCAGUGCUUCAGGCAUCCAUUCUCUGCAGAAGAAGAUCCGCUUCAUCAUCAGUAUCAAAAAAACAAGACAGCAGAACAUCCUAAUGGCACAAGAAGGAAAAAAAGAAAUCAACAAAAAAAAAAAAACAGGUUUUUGUUUGAAUUGGUGUUAAAGCAUGGGAUGGAGUUUUGCCUUAAGGAGCCUUCACUGACCGACCAACACGCUGAACCACAACCCUGCCCCCUGAACUGGACUGACCGAGGUGGGAGGAGCCGGAGGAGUUGAGAUUGUCUGUCCUCGUUCAGAUGACGUGCGAGUCGGCGGGACUGAGCAGUUUUUCAUUUGUUUUCUUAAUCUCAGGAGUAGCUGAAAAACCAGCAAGCACACGGGCCUCUUCCUCCGCCUCGACAGUAACUCAUCACUCGUUACAUUUCUGCAUCGUUAAUCAUGUUCACCUCUGCGCAGCGUGCAGCUUUCCUGGCUUUUGUGGCGCAGUAGAAACGAAACGUGACACACUGCCAAACACGAGACUGUAACGUGAUCAUCGAAACAUGCCAACUGACUGCCAGGACCGCUGCACAUCGCCGUCACCGGAAGAACCCAGCAAGCAUUGGACAAAAGCGGACAUUCAACAAAAUGAGCACAAGAUGUUGCUUUCUGGCCUCUUGAACCUGAUUUUUAUUGUUUUUCGUACCUAAAGACAUUCACUGUGCUCAGAGACGCAUUCCGGACUGUAACGUUUCCGACCUGCUGAAGAUGCCAACGCUGUCAAACUUUGGUUAAGUUUUGCUGCAGUUGGAACAUUCCAGACAGCGUCGGGUUAAGGAAGCGUGUUUUGGUACUGAUUCCAGUAAAUGCUGCUCGAUUCCAUACAGUGUCCAGACUUCUUAUUCCAGCUGUGGAAUCGCACGUCGAAGGUCUGAAUGUUUGCUGAAGGGACCGGACUCCUUUCUGUGGAAACACGUGUGCCUCCUGCUGCCAUCCCGCCGUGCUGGGCGCGUUCGAGGCCAGUUUAGACGUUAGAGACUGUGGUUGUAGAGCUGUAGUUGGUAUUUGCACUGAGGCCUCGUGCUGCCUGACCUGCUGACAGAAGAAGGGAAGCGUUUCUGCUGCUACGUCUCGUCAUGUGCACCGUGGGCUCUUUGUGACGAAGGAUCUUGAUCUGAAGACGUAGAUUCACUUUAGACUAGCGCAGAGGUUUGUGAGCUCGUUGGCUGAGGAAACAAACAGCGGAGAAAUGGAUCACAUCAUAUAACGGACUCUUACUCGGAUAGUUUCCCUUUAUGUCGCUGCAUUUGGGACAUAACAGAAACAUAUCUCCAGGGCCAUCUCAAGCCUCUCUGGGGCCCCGGGCACAAUUUGAAUAUCUUUCUUCCAUCAAAUUAGCAACUUUUGAACCAUAAUUUAUGACAAUAAACUGCAAAUAUUGCCCAGAAACAUAAAGUUUAAAUGUAAAUCACACAAAAGGUGUUAACAUUUUAACUUCACAUGCUUUGCUUACAUCAUGACACCUCAAAAUUUGGUCUACCACCCCAAACACUAAACUUUGGUAGAGAGCCAUUUUGUUCUUUUAUUAAUCUCCAAGUUUUGGAUCAACUGCCAAAUGGUUUUUUAUUUUUUGAUUUAAACCCAUAGUUGAUGUUGCUUACUUGAAAAAUGUAGGAAAAAUACGGUAUUCAAAUACAGUUUUUUACCUAAAUGCCAACAAUUGGUAUUGUGCCCACAAACACCUGACAUAGACAGAACGUUUGAUAUAAAAUAAUUUCUUUCAUAUUGGAGAAUGUUGGUAUGAUACCUAACCUGGCGUUGCUAUAGUUUGUUACAAAAGGCCAUUGAACAUUAGCAUUAAAAACUGAAAAUUCACAUUUAAACGUUAUUUGGGCCGACAGCACAGCUCUGUACAGAAACUCAUCCUGUCCGCUUGUGCUCAGAUUUACAGUAAUUUAGUUCAUUUUCCAUUUUUCUACUCGACAUUUGACUUGAAGGGCAAACUCAAAUUAAUUUCUCACUUCAUUAAUGACUUUAGAGAAUGUCUAUUGAGCAGAGGGGUGGUCGGCCUCGUUCGCGUUGUACACGGGAUAUACAGGGUAUAGUCAAAAUACCCACACAGGGGACACACUGAAGGGCCAAAACUGAACAAACUUCUCAACUACGUGUUUUUAUCUUAAGAGGCAGCCUCAAACAUUUAAAUAGCCAGCAUAAUUAAAAUAUUUAGCCAGGAAAGGUUGCUGAAAUUGAUCUGUGUAUAUAAAAAGGUUUGUGGACACGUCAAUGUUGACUUGUAAAAUAAUCAGUCAUUGUGACCUUUUGGUUCAAACAAAAUUUCUAGUUUUAUGUCAAAAUUAGGUACAGCGCCUCAAAGUACCAAAUGGCUCCUCAAAAAUUUUUAUGACUGACAAUUUUUGUACAAUUCCCCAAAUGUUCAAGUUGAAUAAAAAGGAAAAGCUCUUUGCUAUUUUGACCACAUCCUGUACCCGGUUUGUUAAGAAGAGGAAGAAAGCAGCGAAUUUGUAAAAAGGCCGUUGGACACUUGAGUGGUGACUUGUAAACUGAUUCAGAGUCUUUGUUUGGUUCAGUCCCACUCCACCUGAAAGAGGUUACGUUAUCACUAGAUAUCCAAUGUACUGUACAUACUACUACUACUACUACUGCUUAACUGUUCUGUUUCUAGUCGUCAUUACAAAGUAAUUCUUGUGGGAUCGUUGCUUUAGAGGUUUGUUUUUGAAAACUUGUAUAUGUGAAUCAUCACCUGAGCCAGAAGUUCUCUCGUCGCCACCACAGUUCGGUUUCUUGACGUUCGGGCGCUUGGCUGGGCGGGAAACGUCGUGUGGACGUGGAGAAGUCAUCUGUGGCCGGAGAAACACACUUUGGCACAACUGUCAAAAGAUUUAGAAGAUAAAGACCAACGGACAGCCUGCAGACCACGUCCGAAAGCUCAGCACUGUACACUCUUACUCAGUUGUUCCUCUUGCUUCGUGUGUGUCCAGUCGAAACUGUGCGUCAUUGGUGCCAUUUUCUCGUGCAUUGUGUCACUUAAAAUUUGAGGGAUGAUGUCGUCACAGAGUUUUAAUGUGUGUGCGUGUUGGAACAAAAUAAAAUGUUGCAGUAA
Molecule: messenger RNA, 7769 nt
Organism: Scatophagus argus
Lineage: Eukaryota; Metazoa; Chordata; Actinopteri; Scatophagidae
Gene: ptpro
Product: protein tyrosine phosphatase receptor type O
Exons: 27
Coding region: 1050-4640 (1196 amino acids)
Biological process (GO): peptidyl-tyrosine dephosphorylation involved in inactivation of protein kinase activity; podocyte differentiation; negative regulation of canonical Wnt signaling pathway
Cellular component (GO): GABA-ergic synapse; glutamatergic synapse; plasma membrane
Molecular function (GO): cadherin binding; Wnt-protein binding; protein tyrosine phosphatase activity
Source: RefSeq, a predicted model, not a curated record